AUGGAGGGCUUCGAUACCAUGGCUAUGCCGCCUUAUCUGGCGAGCCCGCUCUCCCUCGGCAAUCUCCAGGGCUCCGACUAUCUGAAUGCCAUGCCGGGCCUUGACCUCCCCGAUCAUCGUUCCAACUUCGACUCCGAAACUUUUGUCAGCGACGAUCUCUCCUUUCAUCCAAAUGGACUGCCGCAGUCCUUAAAACGCUUUCCCUCGGGAUAUGACGACCCUUUCACCGAUAUGGUCGCCCCGUUCGACCCAGUCCCACCAGAACAACCACCCCAGGACUCCUCGAUUGACCACAAUAAUAAAUUGCUGAGCUUCUCACUGCCAGCAUAUCACUUCACCUUGCUCGAUUACUCCAUGCGACGAACUUCAUUAUCAGUAUCUGCCCAGUUGCAUGGAAUGUUCUUCUUGGCCGAAUCGCCCUAUACCACAUCGCCCUCGGACAAUGCUCCGCCGCAGCAGGGCGCCGAGCUGACCUGCUAUCGUCGCAACUUAUUCCAGAUCACCGGAUCCGUCACAUUACCCCGAGGCAUGCGCUACAUAAUGACCGACAACGGCGACCGUAUCCCAAUAUUAGCUCAAGAACUCACUGUGUCAGCCACGGAAUCAGUGGAGGGGAACCCGGUGAAGAUCAUUUCAGUGCCAUGGAAAACUCCCUCGGCUGCCGCGGCUAACGCCAGCUCUGCCAUCGAUGACCACAGUAACGGCGGUGCCAUCAAAAUCGAGAAGGAACCCACGCCAAUCCCAUUGGAUAUUAUGGCGGGCCAGGAUCUCGAUACGGACUAUGCCACUUUCCCCAUUGCCUGGAAGCGUCUGCAGUUUCGUGUAGCCACCGCUAAUAAUGGUCGCCGAAAGGAGCUCCAGCAACAUUUUGUUGUCCGUUUGAAAGUGGUUGCCACUCUGUCCACGGGGGCCAAAAUCUCUAUAUCGGAAGUCCAGUCGGGUCCCGUCAUUGUUCGUGGUCGUAGCCCGCGCAACUUCCAGUCUCGAAAGGACCUUCCCCUCAGUGGUAGUGCUGCAGCCUCUCGAAAGAAUCAGGCCAACUCAGCUGCGCUGAAUCGCACUCCAACCAGCGAGUCGGUCCCUCGUCGUGCCAGCGUGACUCCAGCUAAAAAUAAAGCCCCAUCAGCUACUGUUCAGAGCAGCUCACCCGAAACUACAUCCGUGCCACCUCCCAGCAUCAUACAACAACCUCAGGCCCCACCUGAUUGGACCCCUAUGCCUCACGCCGCAUCUAACAACGUAAUGUCUCACCACCAGCCUCUCUAUCCUCAUUCCAGCGAGCAACUCUCACAGGCUGUCGAUCAACAACGCAGGGUCAGCAGUACGACAGCUGCCUCAGCUGCGCCUAUUAAUUUGUCUCUUUUGGACGCAGAGGACGGUGGCGAUACAAGCCUCCAACUAGACCAAAAGAUGAUGACAUCUUACGCCAACGAAAUCCCUCAACAACAUUCAGUGAACCUCGACCAUUCUGCUCCACCAGCCAAGAUGCGCAAAAUCUCCCACAACAUUUCUCAGACCCCGUCUCGCAGUGCCACUUCAUCUAUUCCACUCCUGGAGACUGCCAAUCUACCUCAGCAGUUUGUAUCAUCACUACCCUUUCCAAAUGAGAGUACCGAUUUCCUAUAUGAGUACUUUCCACUAGGGUUGGAUGAUUGGCAAGCACCGGUAGACGCUGUCUAUCGUCCGCAUGUGGUGCAUCAUACCAACAUGCCUGAGAUGAAGUUUGUGGCAUCUAGAGGGCGCAGCAAACGUUAUUUUGCGGCAGAAGAUGUAUUUUAA
Penicillium angulare is the source of this 1779-nucleotide messenger RNA. Its product is annotated as NDT80/PhoG-like DNA-binding family protein. Gene Ontology annotation, cellular component: nuclear chromosome. Bases 1 to 1779 code for a protein of 592 amino acids. The record is from RefSeq and is a predicted model, not a curated record. Gene Ontology annotation, molecular function: DNA-binding transcription factor activity; DNA binding. Gene Ontology annotation, biological process: meiotic cell cycle; positive regulation of transcription by RNA polymerase II. The transcript has 2 exons. Lineage: Eukaryota; Fungi; Ascomycota; Eurotiomycetes; Eurotiales; Aspergillaceae.